Messenger RNA from Microthlaspi erraticum, 579 nucleotides. NCBI's taxonomy places the organism in Eukaryota, Viridiplantae, Streptophyta, Magnoliopsida, Brassicales, Brassicaceae. The record is from the annotation of a GenBank genome assembly.
AUGGCCUCCAAGGUGUAUGCGAACUCGAUCGAGUCGGUCUACAGAGACUUGGUCGAGCUAGACUUUACAACGGGUAGAAAGAGGGUUCAGAGGUCACAGAGGGUACAAGAGGAACCUGAGGUGCUUGUUGCUGAUACAAUGGAUGUACCAGAGGGGAAUGGAAACCCUUUGGGCAAUGGACUCGGUCGAGCUAGGCAAACUCGACCGAUUGGUCAAGGAGAUGCUCCAAACCGCCACCAACAGAGACAAGGGAUUGUUCCACCACCAGUGCAGAACCACAACUUUGAGAUCAAGCUGGGAAUGAUCAACCUUGUUCAGAACAAGAUGUUCCAUGGAUUGCCAAGUGAAGACCCCAUUGACCACCUUGAUGAGUUUGAUAGGCUUUGUGAUUUGACAAAGAUCAAUGGUGUCUCUGAAGAUGCCAUCAAGCUGAGACUCUUUCCUAUGUCUCUAGCUGACAAAGCUCACCAAUGGGAGAAGAGCUUGCCCCAUGGCACAAUCACCACUUGGGAUGAAUGCAAGAAGGCCUUUCUUGCUAAGUUUUUCUCCACCGGUCGCACAGCCAAGCUUAAGGAGUGA